UUUACUUCCGGUGGUUGGUUUCGGUCUGGUUUCCGCCCCAUAGAGGGCAGCAGCGACACUCCAUCUGGUAUCACAACUGACCCGCGCAACUCGCAUGAGACCAGUAAACUAAUAAAGGAAACACACAUCUGACACAAUGAGUUUCGACGUGAAGAAACUGAAAGUCAACGAACUGAAAAAGGAGCUCCAGCGCCGCGGCCUGGACAGCAAAGGCCUGAAGGCUGAUCUGGUGGAGAGGCUAAAAGCCGCUCUUGAGGCCUCCGAGCCGGGGGAGCAGGAAGAGAACUUCGGCCAGGAGUACCAGGACAACGAAGAUGGAGAGGAUGUCCCAGAGCAACAAGAUGAAGAUGGAGCUGAGGACUCUGGUGAUGUCGAUGAGGGUGGGGAUGAUGAUGAUGAUGAUGUUGAAGGUGAAGUCGACAGUGAAGGGGCCGCCGAUGUUGUAGCAGACACCAAAGAGGAUGGCGAUGUUGUAGCAGGCGCCGAAGAGGAUGGCGAUGUUGUAGCAAAUGCCGAAGGGGAUGGCGAUGUUGUAGCAGAGGCCAAAGGGGUUGGUGAUGUUGUAGCAGACGCCGAAGGAGACAGUGAUGGGGAUGUUGAAGGCGAAGCUGGGGCCCCCCAAGAAGAAGAUGAGGGUCGGGAUUCAGGUGGUUACUACGAAGAUGAAGAGGCAGAAGGCGAGCCUUUUGAAAGCCAGCCGACUUCAGACUCCUGUCAGCAUGCCUGACUUCACAGCAGAUGUCGAGUUACACAAAUCUGACGCGGUGCCUGAGGAAGAAGCCAAGCCUGUGGCCGAGCCAGAGGAGAAAGUGGAGAACA
This is a messenger RNA of Notothenia coriiceps (black rockcod), 819 nucleotides long. RefSeq names its product heterogeneous nuclear ribonucleoprotein U-like. NCBI's taxonomy places the organism in Eukaryota, Metazoa, Chordata, Actinopteri, Perciformes, Nototheniidae. The record is from RefSeq and is a predicted model, not a curated record. The transcript has 3 exons. Bases 137 to 727 code for a protein of 196 amino acids.